Molecule: messenger RNA, 1010 nt
Organism: Prunus persica (peach)
Lineage: Eukaryota; Viridiplantae; Streptophyta; Magnoliopsida; Rosales; Rosaceae
Product: mitochondrial succinate-fumarate transporter 1
Exons: 2
Coding region: 1-714 (237 amino acids)
Biological process (GO): succinate transport; fumarate transport
Source: RefSeq, a predicted model, not a curated record
AUGUAUCAUCCUCAUCAUUCACGUGUGUUGAACAUAAGACCUCCUCCCACUAAUAACUGGAGACAAAUAGGACUAGACCAAAGAGAAGAAGAUCAUGAUGAUCUGAUCAGCUCUACUUAUACAAAUGGUGGUCGUUGCCGGAGACUGCAGCAACAGAAGGGAUUGAGUCAUGAUCUUCUAAAGUAUAAGGGUCCUAUUCACUGUGCUCGUAUGAUCAUCCGGGAUGAAGGUAUCCUUGGGCUCUGGUCAGGGGCUGCUCCAACUGUUAUGCGCAAUGGGACGAAUCAGGCUGCCAUGUUUACAGCCAAAAAUGCCUUUGACGUUCUCUUGUGGAAGAAACAUGAAGGAGAUGGGAGGGUCCUGCUGCCAUGGCAGUCUAUGAUAUCGGGUUUCCUUGCAGGCACAGCAAGUCCCGUUUGCACGGGUCCCUUUGAUGUUGUGAAAACAAGACUGAUGGCUCAGAGCCGAGGUGUGGAUGGCCAGAUGAAAUACAAAGGCAUGAUCCAUGCUAUCAGGACAAUAUAUGCAGAGGAAGGGCUUCUUGCCUUGUGGAAAGGACUGCUGCCUCGGCUCAUGAGGAUACCACCUGGGCAGGCCAUUGUGUGGACUGUGGCUGACCAAGUAAUAGGAUUGUAUGAGAGAUUGGCAGCUUGGCAGGAAUCCAUGCGCCUGGUAUGGAGUUACAUGCUCUAUGGGCCGAGCAACUCAGCUUGAUCUCACCAGGAUGUGCUGGCACUGGAGAUCUAGCAAGCAUGCCUAAAAAGUGAGCCUAUGCUAGAGUAUAUUUAUUGAAAAGUGGGAUACAGCAAGUUGAUCAGCCUAGUGGAAAGCAAAAUCCUACAUGGAAGUAAAGGAAAGUGCUGAAGCAUCUUUUGAUGAGAACAGCAAAACCCACCGAAAGAAUAAGCGAUAAGAUCUCUGCUCCCUUAUCUUCUCUAUUAUUUCCUAUUUCCUCUAAGUAUAUAUAUAUAAUAUACUAUAUUUAUCUGCCAUUCUAUUACUAACCUUUA